Annulohypoxylon maeteangense is the source of this 2112-nucleotide messenger RNA. Its product is annotated as DUF500-domain-containing protein. The transcript is spliced from 2 exons. The coding region runs from base 401 to 1786 and encodes 461 amino acids. NCBI's taxonomy places the organism in Eukaryota, Fungi, Ascomycota, Sordariomycetes, Xylariales, Hypoxylaceae. Gene Ontology annotation, molecular function: phosphatidylinositol binding. The record is from RefSeq and is a predicted model, not a curated record.
CGUCACCCCCGCCAUUAUAUCAGAUCGUUUCUCAUGGCUGCCCGACAUAAACGUUGGAAGUAUCUAACACUUACCCCUAAACUGUUUGCCAUCCAAUUAGAAUCUUACAAGGCAAAUCUAAUUAUCUGAGCCACCGUCGUACGUGGAGCUUUGAUCAAGCUACCAAUCUUCUAUAACAAUUACCAUUUGCGCUCUAUUAGUCGGUGUCGCUCUACUCCAGACCUCGGAGUCAUAUAAUUCUACGACCUUUUCCCUCCUUUUUAUUUAUUUACUUUCUUCAAAAUUAGGAUCCCAUCGUUACCCGUCGACUUUCACUUCGCUAUAGUAUUUUAAGAAUACUGAAACUUAUUAAUUACACUUGAAUGUUGUAACUAAUAGUUAUUAUUUAAGCCUUUUUACGAUGAGCGGACAUCCGAGCCAUUCACCCCAAUCUGGGGAUCCUCAUACUUUCUACGCCGAGCUCGUCGGCGAUAUUCCACAGUCCUAUCCAACACCACCUAAUCAACAUCAACAAGCACAAUUCCCACCUCCUCCCCCAGGACCACCACCAUCAAAUGCGAAACAGCAGUACUACCCGCCCCCGCCGCCUGGCCCUCCUCCAAGCCAGGCACAUCUGUCUAAUAUAGAUCCAAAUGCGCCGCCGCCUACGUAUGAGGAAAGUGGGGGUAGCGCUGGCUUUACGUACUCUGACGAGAAGAUUCCAGUUCUUCCACCUCGUCCUGAUCCCCCACAAGUCGCGCAACCUCCUCCCGCCACGGGGGCCUCUAUUCCUCAUACCGCUACCGGUACCGGUGAGACGUCUGAGCCUUCAAAGUCAGGCUUUGGACGCAAACUUUACCAAUGGGGAGUCAAAGCUGGUGCGCCGAUUAACAAGUUAACGAACAUGCUUGGGUCUGAGGCAUUCUGGCCCACGAGCAUGGAUAAAGAAUGCGACAAGGCAGCGCGUAUCUUAAAGAGUUUCUGUAAAGAUGGAUUUCAAGAAAGCGGACCAAUAAAAUCAUCGAGCAGCAGUAUAAGCUCGGGCGGACCCAGCAGCAAGCCCAAGGUCUUGGUCAAGAUCCCACAAGCAGCGAUCGUUAACGCUAAGGGCCUUGCUAUCUUCACGACCUUCCGUACGGGGUUCCAUAUUUCGGGCGCAGGCGGUUCCGGACUUGUCGUUGCGCGCCUACCGGACGGCAGCUGGUCACCUCCAGCCGGGUUCUUAGUUCACACAUUAGGCGCAGGACUCAUGGCUGGGCUCGACAUUUACGAUUGCGUGUGCGUACUCAAUACUGAAGCAGCUGUGGAUGCUUUCGCGAAGCCGCGCGUGAGCUUAGGAGGAGAAAUAGCAGUCGUCGCCGGCCCCAUAGGCGCGGGAACCAGUAUCGAGGCCGCGGUAGGGAAGAGCGUCAAACCCGUCUGGAGCUACAUGAAGAGCCGUGGCUUAUACGGUGGCGUGCAAGUCGACGGUACAGUAGUAGUUCAGAGGCCAGACGCCAACGCUGAGUUCUACGGGGUAAACAAAAUCGCGGUAGAGAAAAUCUUGAGAAACGAGGUUCCUGAUAAUAGUCGAAAGAGCAAUUCCAAGGGACCAGUAUUAUGGCCCGAGGGUGGGAGACAGCUAAUGGAAGUGCUAAAGGCUGCCGAAGGGAAGGGCGCUGACAGCAGAGUUAUGGAUCAACUUGGAAGUCAACCUACACCCGGCGACUUAGCAUCUACACCGAUACCGUCGCCGUUACCUUCGCCCACUCCUGAGCAACAAGCACAACAAGAUAAAGGUGGGAAAGAUAAAGCGAGGUAUGCUUAGGUUUGGGGGGGGGUGCAAUGACCUAUACCAGGCGAUAGGUAGGUGGUUAUGAGCUGAAUAAAAGAAUGAAAGAAUAGACAAUAUUUAAUGCCGAGUGCCAUCUGAAUUUAUCAUACGGUUCGUAAAACCAAUUACUACACCUCAUAAACAAUAAUAAAAAAUAAUGGUAUUGCCAUUAAAAAAUAAAUUGAAACAAUAGGAACCUUGGAACCCAAAGACAAAAUAAAAAGCUAACUGUCCUCGGUGAGGCUCGAACUCACGACCUUUGGAUAUCCCAAUCUUUUGAAGAUUAGGUCAUAUUUCUAUGAGACCAACGCUCUAGCCAA